AUGGCCGCCGCCCACGAUGACAAUGCUUGGGGCACGGGCCUGGUUGACGAGGAGUCUCAAGACCCCGAGGAGCUCCGCGUCAUCUACGCUGCCCUAGACUCGUUCUCUCAAUAUGCCAAGGUCGCACAUUUCAAUGUCACACACCUUCGCCGCCAGUCCUUCUAUGCUCUCCCGGAGGCUCAUUGGAAGAUGCUCGCAGCACCUCCGUUCAACUUCCUAGAGACACUGGAGAAGACGGAUGACGCCAUAGACUCCAACGCGGCUCUCGCCCGCGCAAUCGUCAACGCCAGCCUGCAAAACUUUGGACUCUCCAGCAUACCCCCGGAAUGGACCGGUACCGCCAAGCACAGCGAUAUCGACAAGGCCAGGAGCACGAUCCGCCAGUUCUACCGCGACUGGUCCCUCGACGGAGCCUCUGAGAGAGAGGCCAGCUACGGCCCUGUCCUGAAAGCCCUGGGUGAAGAGAGGGCCAACCGAUCCACUGGCGGCGACGGCCCCCUUCGCGUCCUCGUCCCAGGGGCGGGCCUGGGCAGGUUGGUGUUCGACCUCUGCGCCGGCGGAUUCGAGGCGGAGGGGAACGAGAUCUCCUACCACCAGCUGCUGGCGUCGCAGUACGUGCUCAACAACUGCCGCUCCGCCGGCGAGCACACCAUCUUCCCCUGGGUACACACCUUCUCCAACCACCUGACCCGCUCGAACCACCUGCGCAGCUAUCCCGUCCCGGACAUCCACCCGGGCACCGUCCUGAAGAGCCUGCCCGCGGUCGGCGGCAUGUCCAUGUGCGCCGCCGACUUCCUCUGCGGGUACAGCAAGGAGGAGUGCGUCGAGAGCUUCGACGCCGUCGCCAGCGUCUUCUUCCUCGACACGGCGCCGAAUCUGGUCCGCUACCUCGAGGUCAUCUGGAACUGCCUCAAGCCGGGGGGAGUGCUCAUCAAUAUCGGCCCGCUGCUGUGGCACUUCGAGAACAACGCCCCCGGCAACCACGGCCGUGAUGACGACGGAGACGGCGAGCAUGACUACAACAAUUCAUCCGGCAUUGCCGAUCCAGGCAGUUUCGAGCUCUCGGAAGAUGAGGUCAUAGCUCUGCUCGGUAAGUUGGGGUUCAAGGUUGAGUGGAAGCAGUCUGGGCUCGAGACACCAUAUAUCCAGGAUCGGGAGAGCAUGCUGCAGACCACGUACAAAUCGAGCAUCUGGGUCGCCCGGAAGCCCGUCAAAGAAAUGAAGUAA
Messenger RNA from Clonostachys rhizophaga, 1227 nucleotides. Lineage: Eukaryota; Fungi; Ascomycota; Sordariomycetes; Hypocreales; Bionectriaceae. The record is from the annotation of a GenBank genome assembly.